Molecule: messenger RNA, 3198 nt
Organism: Schistosoma guineensis
Lineage: Eukaryota; Metazoa; Platyhelminthes; Trematoda; Strigeidida; Schistosomatidae
Source: the annotation of a GenBank genome assembly
UUCAAUAGUAUACUGGUAACUAUUGCCGUGUCCGAUGUUCAUGAACACACUCUUCCUAGAAUUAACUUUUAAGCCCCAACAUCGAGCCCAUCUAACUAAUUUGUCUAGGCCAGCUCAAAGAUCCAAAUGAUCAGCCUCACUUCUUAUUGUUCUCCAGAUUUUUACAUCAUCCGCAAACAAUGUCGACGAUUUAGGCAACAGCGGUAAUUCACUAACGUAGAGAAGGAAAAGUAGAGGGCCUAAGGUGGUGCCUUGGGAUACAUCACUUUUGACCAGCUUCCAUUCGGAUAGCGUCCCAUUGACUCUCCUUCUGUGUUUGCGGUCACAUAAGAAUUUUCCUAUCCAUUCCUGUACAGCAUCUGUUAUUCCGAAGACCUAAGUUCGAAACCCUGUCAAAUGCUUUGCUAAAGUCUAUGAAUGUCAUAUCAGCAGACAGACUGUUAUCAAGGGCCGCUGUCCAAAUCUCCAUCAAAAUAAGGCUAAAACCGAAUGACCAACAAUAUCGACUUUGUGUCAGCUAUCCAUUGUGGCCAUUCAGAAGCAAAGUUAACUAGAUCAAAUUCUGACGCACCUUUCAAAUCGAUACGCAGAGUUCGUUUUCCUGAAGAUGACAAACUUAUAUCAGAUUAUUUAGAACCAUUCCGGCUAAUUCCAGAUAAUUGUUCAAGUGAAGAACUUCAGGCGGCGUACUUUUCUUCUUGUUUUGAGCAUAGAAUAACUCCCAUUAAUUUUUUGUUAGAACAAAUAAAGGGAAUCGAUUUAUCGAUUUGUAAUGAACGUUACAGUCGUCUAAGCCUAAGAGGUAUUCGAUUGAAUCGAUUUCAUAUUGAAUCAAUGGAGGCAAUAUUUCAGCGUGCACAUUUCAGAGUAAUUGAUCUAGAAAAUACAUUUUUAGACGAACAGUCUGCUUCGUCACUGUUUGAUAUGUUACUGCAUUAUGAAAGUUGUACAGAUCUAAGUAUAAGUUUAAAUUUAAACAAAACGCUUCCUAGUCAAGCUUGGAGUCGUUGUGUUAAUUUCAUGCGAAAGUCAUCUGCUCUACGUCGAUUCACAUUGAGUCAUACUCCAUUACGCUUAGAAAAUUUUCAUGGUCUAAGUUUCUAUGGUCUAUGCUUGGAACGUUUACAUUUUAUUGAUUGUAAUUUAACCGGUCAAGCAUUAUAUGGACUUAUGCAAUGGUUGUACAUCCUUUUGAGUUCAACAAGUUUAUAUCCACCAACACGAGACAGACCAUGUAAUUCAAGUAGAGGACAUAAAUUUCGUGGUUGGAGACAUCGUAGACACUCUUAUACUACUUCAGGAUUAAAUUUAUCAAAUACAAGUACUACAAACACUAUUAAUACUAACACUACCACAAUUAAUGAUACUAAACCUUCUAUUUGGGAAUUAAAAUUAGGUUUAAUGAAUAAUAAAUUGACUUCUUCAGAUGUUGAAGCAAUACUACCACUAAUUCGUCAUCAGUUAUUUAUUCCAAGAAUUUCGGGACCUGAAACUGUUAAAUUUGAAGGUCAUAAUAAUAAUAAUAAUAAUAAUAAUAAUAAUAAUAAUAAUAAUAAUAAUAAUAAUGAAAUUAGCUCAUCAACUGCCCUUGUAAACAAUGGUUCACAUACGAAAUGUACACAACUGAAAAAAUCCAACUCAUUGUCGUCAUCAUCGUGUGAUUUUCUUCCAGUUGGAGGGAUUGGUUAUUUAUUGGAGUUGAAUUUGUCUCAUAAUAAUAUUGGUGAUGAUGGUUUAGGUAUAUUGUGUACUGGACUGCUUCAAUCUUAUCGAAAUCGUUUACGUGAACGUUUCUCUACGUUGAAUGAUCAAGAAAUUCUUAAACUAACCACUAUGUCAUCAUCACCAUCAACAGAAAAAAGCUCCGAUUCAAAUUCUAAUCGCUGUUGUACACAAUCAAUACCAAUGAAAAUUUGCAGCUUAGAACGUCUUUAUCUUGCAGACAAUAAUUUAAGCAUAGAUGGUAUGCAAUCAUUGGCUAUUGUAUUAAUGCAAACACCAAAAUCACUAAUCUCUUUUGUUGGCGGUUUAAUUAGCUUAGAUUUAAGUAACAAUGUAAAUAUUGGCGAUAAAGGUGUUGAAAUAUUGUGUGAAGGUUUAAUCAGAAACUAUAGUUUAAAAGAAUUAUAUCUUCGUUCCAUUAAUAUGUCUUUUUCAGGAAUUUUCGCUUUAUCCAGUUUUCUCAGUGAAUCAAAGUGUCUAAAGUAUUUGGAUAUACGCAACAAUAAUUUAGAUAUAGCCUCUAUAAUGGCUUUAUCAAAAACUUUAUUCAUUAAUAAAACAUUAACAAGUCUGGUUUCAGAUGCACAUCGUUGGGCGAAUUCUCAGCUGGAUCUAUCUGAUAAAGAUAAAGAUUUAAUUAAAUCUCUCAUUGAAAGCAUCGAUUCAAAUCUUAGAAGAAAUCGUUUAGAAACAGAAUUAGUUGAUAAUAAUAAUAAUAAUGUCUCGAAUAUUAAUUGUGAUACAAUCACACCAACUGAUGUUAUCAAUGACGAGAAUUCGUUGGGACAAUCUGAAUUAAUGAAUAACAGCUCAGUGAUACAGUGUAAUGACAAUUCACUAACUAAUUGUAAUAUAAUGAAUAGUGAGAUGUCAUUGGACACAACAGAUUGUACAUCGGAUAUAUCAGUGAUACGAAGUUAUGAAUGUGAUAAUAAUGAGUGUGGUCCUGAUAAUAAUAGUAAUGCUGAUCUCCAGUCAGAUAAUUCGUUAAAUACAACGAUCGAACAACUUGAUAGUGAUAGUAAUGUCGAGGUUUUGGGUAAUUUAAACUGCGCAAUAAUCUCUACCAAUCCUAUUAAUGAGAUAUUCACUGAAUGUAUAUUGGGUAAUCAAACAAUAAAUAAAGAUGGUAAAUUUAUCAAUAAUAAUAAUAAUAUUAAUAAUAAUGAGAAUUUUGCAAUAAUAGAAAAACGAAGUAAGGAAGAAAAGAAAACAACAAUAGUGGUAGAACAACGACGACCAUCUUUACUUCAACAUUCAUCCGAUUCAUUUAUGACUAUUGAAAAUCUCUCUUCUUCAUCUAACUUAUUCCAAAAUGUAAAUAUACCAUGUUUCAAGGAUGAUAAGUCAUUGAAUUAUAAUACCGAAUCAGAUCCAAUUCAGUCAUCUGUAAAUGUUUUUGACGAAUCAGAUUCACUGAAUACAAUAAGUCAAAAUAAUCAUAAUCAUACAAAUGAUGACGUAAUCAGUAAAUAA